Messenger RNA from Cucumis melo (muskmelon), 2145 nucleotides. RefSeq names its product shaggy-related protein kinase theta. Gene Ontology annotation, molecular function: protein serine/threonine kinase activity; ATP binding. The coding region runs from base 379 to 1788 and encodes 469 amino acids. Gene Ontology annotation, cellular component: cytoplasm. The record is from RefSeq and is a predicted model, not a curated record. Gene Ontology annotation, biological process: protein phosphorylation; signal transduction. The transcript has 13 exons. Lineage: Eukaryota; Viridiplantae; Streptophyta; Magnoliopsida; Cucurbitales; Cucurbitaceae.
AAAACGCCAUCUCUAAGCUUUUUAAAAACCUAACAGGAAUAUUUAACAAUUUCCAACGAUCCUAAAUCCCACGACCCAACCAACACACUCUCUCUCUUUUUCUCUCUUCUUUAUUCAUUCUCCUUCCCUCUUUUUUUUCUUCUGGGGUUCUAUUUUAGCUGUUUAGCAGCUGGAGGAGAGAGAAAUCUCUGUUUCUCUCUCUUCUGCUGGUAUUCCGUUUUUGUUUUCUGCCCCUGCCCAUUGCUCGAAAAUCUCUCUUCCUCCAAUUCCAAGGCUGUUUUUCUUUUUUUUGUGCGUGUGUGUGUUUUUGGGGCAAAUUAGGGUUUCAUCUCUCUCUCUUGGGGGUUUAGAGGACGCGGCCCAAUCUAUAUAAUCACUAUGAAUAUGAUGCGCCGCCUUAAGAGCAUUGCUUCUGGUCGGACUUCCAUUUCUUCUGAUCCUGGUGGAGAUUUUGGCAUAAAGCGGGCAAAAGUUGAUCUAGAAACUGAACGAAAGGUUGGUGGAGUUUCUAAUGAUGUCGGAAGGGGUGCCUCUGGUUUAGAGCUGGAUUCCGCUUCAACUUCUUUGGAUAAUGCUGCGAGCACAUCAAACAUUUCAUCAAUAGCUGGAGCAGAGAAAUCUGGUUUUGAUCACCUUCCAAGAGAAAUGCGUGAAAUGAGAAUUAGGGAUGAGAAAUCCAACCAUGACGAAAAGGAUUUGGAGCCUGCUGUUGUGAAUGGCAAUGGAACAGAAGCUGGUCAGAUAAUUGCAACUACAGUUGGUGGUCGAAAUGGAAAACCCAAACAGACAAUCUCCUAUAUGGCAGAGCGUGUGGUUGGUACUGGUUCUUUUGGUGUUGUCUUUCAGGCUAAGUGUUUGGAAACAAAUGAAGCUGUAGCAAUAAAAAAGGUGCUGCAGGAUAAGCGAUAUAAGAAUAGGGAACUCCAGAUCAUGCGCAUGCUUGACCAUUCUAACAUUGUUCAACUAAAACAUUGUUUCUUUUCCACUACUGAUAAAGAUGAGCUGUACCUCAACCUUGUCCUGGAAUAUAUAUCAGAAACUGUUUAUAAAGUUUCUAAGCAUUAUAUCAGGAUGAAUCGGAGUAUGCCCAUUGUUUACGUGCAGCUAUAUACAUAUCAGAUUUGCCGGGCUCUAAAUUACUUGCAUCAUGUUGUAGGGGUUUGUCACCGUGAUAUUAAGCCUCAGAAUUUACUGGUUAAUCCUCACACUCAUCAACUAAAGAUAUGUGAUUUUGGGAGUGCAAAGAUGUUGAUGCCAGGGGAGCCUAACAUAUCUUAUAUUUGUUCACGGUAUUAUAGGGCCCCAGAACUCAUAUUCGGGGCAACAGAGUAUACCAAUGCGAUAGAUAUGUGGUCUGUAGGUUGUGUAAUGGCUGAGCUUCUUUUAGGACAGCCUCUUUUUCCUGGUGAAAGUGGCGUUGAUCAAUUGGUAGAGAUCAUCAAGAUAUUGGGAACACCAACCAGAGAGGAAAUCAAGUGUAUGAACCCAAACUAUACCGAAUUUAAAUUUCCUCAGAUUAAAGCACACCCGUGGCAUAAGAUAUUUCACAUGAGAAUGCCUGUUGAAGCCAUCGACCUUGUGUCAAGAUUGCUCCAGUAUUCCCCGAACCUACGUUGCACUGCGUUGGAGGCUUGUGCACACCCCUUCUUUGACGAUUUGAGAGAUCCGAAUGCAUGUUUACCUAACGGUCAAGCUCUACCGCCUUUGUUCAAUUUCACAGCUCAAGAACUUGCUGGUGCAUCGACUGAAUUGCGCCAUCGCCUCAUACCUGAACAUGCACAAAAUUAAAUCAACGUGAAUAUGGCCUCCUGAAUAUUGUUGUUUUUUGGCCAAACCAACCCCGGAAGAUUAUCCAUCCACAGUAGAUUAUCACCAUUGUCAUUGACGACCUGCUUUUAACACGGACAAUCAAAGGGCAUGAGCACAAACUUGGGUAAGGAAGCAGCUGUGGCUGGCUAAUGAGGCUCGUCUAACUACUAAUGUUAACACACUCAGCUUCAUGCAGGUGUUUUUUUCUUCUUUUGGCAAUGUAUGUGAGAACCUACAUUUGUUGGAUGAAUAUUGGCUUCCUGGAUGUUUGUAUACUAUUCAAUACGAGUUUUGCCGUAGCAGAAAAAAUGAGACCAGCGGACCCCAUUCAAUUUU